Messenger RNA from Panicum hallii, 1500 nucleotides. Its product is annotated as zinc transporter 6. Gene Ontology annotation, cellular component: plasma membrane. The record is from RefSeq and is a predicted model, not a curated record. Gene Ontology annotation, biological process: zinc ion transmembrane transport. Gene Ontology annotation, molecular function: zinc ion transmembrane transporter activity. The coding region runs from base 111 to 1313 and encodes 400 amino acids. NCBI's taxonomy places the organism in Eukaryota, Viridiplantae, Streptophyta, Magnoliopsida, Poales, Poaceae. The transcript is spliced from 2 exons.
UCCCAGUCCAGCUACUCACGCCAGUCGCCAGGUCUCCUCCUCCCCUGUCGCCGUCGCGCGCGCGCGCUCCCUCCGGCGGGGGGUAAUUUCGUCGAACACCUGCCGCCGCCAUGUCCGGCACCGGGUGCUUCCCCGCGGGCGGGCCCGACGGCUCCCGGGCCUGCCGCGACGGCGCGGCGGCCGCGCGGCUCAAGACGGGGUCCCUGCUGGCGAUCCUCGUCGCUAGCGCCAUCGGCAUCUGCCUCCCCGUCGCGCUCACGCGGGCGUUCCGGGGGAGCCCCAACUACGCGAGGGGCCUGCUGCUCGUCAAGUGCUACGCGGCCGGGGUCAUCCUCUCCACCUCGCUCGUCCACGUGCUCCCCGACGCGCACGCCGCCCUCGCCGACUGCGCCGUCGCCACGCGCAGGCCCUGGCGGGACUUCCCCUUCGCGGGGCUCUUCACCCUCGUCGGCGCGCUGCUCGCGCUCCUCGUCGACCUCUCCGCCUCCUCCCACCUCGAGGCCCACGGCCACGGCGGCGGCGGCCACGGCCACCAGGAGACGCCAUACGCCCCGAUUCCCAAAAAAGCCCCCGUCUUUGAACUCACCGGCGAAAUGAGCCCCAAGAAGCGCGCCUUCCUGGACGACGACCAAGAGGACCUGGCGCCGCGCGCUGCCAGGAACGGCGCCGAAACGGACAGGGACGACGUGGCGCUCUUCGGGGCCAAGAAUGGCGCCGCCGUGGUGCGCAGCGACGAGGUCGCGGCCGUCGGCGGCGGGUGCCAUGGCGUCGGGCAUGAAGUGGUCGAGGUGGGGGAUGGGGCGGGGGAGGAAGACGAGGCGAGGAGGAAGCAGAAGAUGGUGUCCAAGGUGCUGGAGAUUGGGAUAGUGUUCCACUCCGUCAUCAUCGGGGUCACCAUGGGGAUGUCCCAGGAUGUCUGCGCAAUCCGACCGCUCGUGGUUGCGCUCUCCUUCCACCAGGUGUUCGAGGGGAUGGGCCUUGGUGGCUGCAUCGCGCAGGCUGGUUUUGGGAUGGCAACAGUGGGCUAUAUGUGCAUAAUGUUCUCAGUGACUACACCAUUGGGCAUUCUUCUUGGAAUGUUUGUCUUCCAUAUGACUGGCUAUGACGAUAGCAAUCCAAAUGCCUUAAUAAUGGAAGGGAUUCUUGGUUCACUUUCUGCAGGAGUCCUUAUCUAUAUGGCGCUUGUGGAUCUCAUUUCUCUCGAUUUUUUCCAUGACAAGAUGAUGUCAGCAUCUAUAAAACUGAAGAAGGCAUGUUACAUUGCGUUGGUGCUUGGAUCUGCUUCUAUGUCGAUAUUAGCUCUCUGGGCAUAGGUCGUAAUCAAAUUCUCAAAAGAACCUCAUGUACGAGCUUCAGAGAAAAACGAUUUACUGUUCCUAUGAUAUCUUGUGUAGGCAGGAACGGAUAAUACUCUGGGGGCCACCACUCACCUCAUGUAAAUUUUGACACGAUAGAAACUGGAAAUUCACGACUGCUGAUUGUGAAUUGUUGCAUACUGAA